Messenger RNA from Encephalitozoon cuniculi GB-M1, 1110 nucleotides. RefSeq names its product GTP-dependent nucleic acid-binding protein EngD. Lineage: Eukaryota; Fungi; Microsporidia; Unikaryonidae. The coding region runs from base 1 to 1110 and encodes 369 amino acids. The transcript has a single exon. Gene Ontology annotation, molecular function: GTP binding; ATP binding; ATP hydrolysis activity. Gene Ontology annotation, cellular component: cytoplasm. The record is from RefSeq and is marked provisional.
AUGGUUGAAAGAAAGGUGAUGUUCGCAAGGUCUUCGAAGUCAAACAACUUGAGUAUGGGAAUUGUUGGGCUUCCGAAUGUAGGGAAGUCGACUCUCUUCAACUUCCUUACAAGAAACAAUGUGCCUGCAGAGAACUAUCCGUUCUGCACGAUCGACCCUUCUGAGGGCCGUGUUGAGAUCCAGGACGAGAGGAUUGAGUUUCUGGCAAAGAAAUACUCUCCCCAGAAUGUUGCAAGGGCAUAUCUGAGCGUAACGGACAUAGCGGGACUUGUCAAGGGAGCGAGCGCCGGGGUUGGGCUUGGAAACCAUUUCCUAGACAACAUCAGGAACGUUGAUGGAAUCUUCCACGUUGUAAGAUGCUUUGAAGACACAGAGGUGGCCCAUUUUGAGGAUGGGGUUGAUCCGAUCAGGGACAUAGAAAUAGUCAACGAGGAGCUAAGACUCAAGGACUAUGAAACCAUGCUCCGACACGAGGAGAAGGUGUCGAAGGAUCUGAAGUGUAAGCCCUCUGAUAAGAAGCUGAAGGAUCAGGUUGCUCUGGUCAGAAGGAUUCUUGAAAUACUGAAAAGUGACUGGGUGAACAAGCAUGCAUUCAACGAAGAGGAGGUUGGAUACAUUAGUACAUUGAAUCUGCUUACGGUGAAAAAUGUGGUGUAUCUUGCGAACAUUAGCGAGAAGGACUAUGAAAUGCGGCGAGCAAACAAACACCUACGAGCUGUUUUGAAGUACUCUGAGGAUGUGAUUGUGUUCAGCGCCACCUAUGAGAGUGUACAUGAGUCCAAGGCAUUUCUGAAUAAGCUUGUCAAGAAGGGAUAUGAAUCUCUAGACCUCAUCAACUUCUUCACGGUGGGGAAAGACGAGGUUAGGAGUUGGACAAUAAGAAGGGGCAUAAGUGCGCCUUCCGCAGGUGCCGUGAUUCACUCCGACUUCAAGAAGUAUUUUGUAAUGGCCGAGGUGAUGUCCUUUGAAGAUUUCAAGACCUAUGGCAGUGAGUCGGAGGUGAAGAGGGCAGGGAAGUAUCAUCAGAGAGGAAAAACCUACAUAGUCAACGACGGAGACAUUAUCCUCUUCAAGGUCAAUCCUCCAAAGUCUGGAGGAAAAAAGAAGUGA